Rotaria sp. Silwood2 is the source of this 1357-nucleotide messenger RNA. The record is from the annotation of a GenBank genome assembly. NCBI's taxonomy places the organism in Eukaryota, Metazoa, Rotifera, Eurotatoria, Philodinida, Philodinidae.
ACACCUUACGACGCAUAAACGGACCGUAUACGGCCGUAAUAUCGGGCACAGAAAUACGGCCCUAUCAUAAUGAGAUUACGCCCCGUAUACGGUGCCGUAUUACUGUGCCCAUGAUUACGAGAAAAUACGGUCCGUUUACGGUGCCGUAUGAAGCAAUUUACGGUGAAAAUACGAAUAGCCGUAUCUAUAGACCUGGGAAAUUAAAGAAUUAAAAAUUAAAGCAAACGCAGCAACAAAACAAAAACAAUUCAAGAAAGCAACAAAACAAAAACAAUUUGAGGAAGCAACAAAACAAAAACAAUUUGAGGAAGAAGAAGCAACAAAACGGAAACAAAUUGAAGAAGUAGAAGCAACAAAACGAUUAAAAAUCGUAUGCGAACAAUGGUCAUCAUUAACGAAUAUUAACUCGGAAGAAUUUUCAUGUUCUCAUGAUUUUUAUAAUUUUUGUGUAAAGAAAAAUAUACGUGAAUUCGACGUUAAUUAUCUAUUAAUAGAUAAUGAACAUUUUAAUAAUAAUGUACAGUUGUGUAUUGAAAAUUAUUUAAAUAAUGUUUUGCAAUUGUUGAAAAAACCAGAAAGACAAUGUCAAGAAUUAUUUAAUAGAUUUAUAAUGGAAUUAUUAUUAAUAUUUAAUGAUUGUACACAAUUAAAAUUGAUGAAUGUAUCAAAAUAUAAUUUGAAAGAAAAGUAUUAUGAUUUUAAAUUUAUGUUUAAAAAUAUUAAAAUCAAUAUAAAUGAAGACGAUAAAUGUCUUGAUGAUUUUAUUGUAUAUGUUGGUGAAUUAAAAACUUUUAAUAUUCGUAUAAAAGAUAAAUCUGCCAAUGGACAAACAUUACAAUAUUUACAAAGAUUAUUAGAUAUACAAGGUCGUAAAAAAAUCUAUGGUUUUUUAACAAAUAUUACGCAUAUAAGAUUUUUUUAUGUUGAAAAGGAUCCAAUUUUUGGUGUAUAUAAUUAUUUUAAAAGUCGAACUUUAAAAAUGCUUGAUUAUUCAUUUAAAGAAAUAAGAAAAACAAAUAUGAAAACAACAACAAUAAAUAAACAAUUAAGACAAAUAUAUCUUAAUAAAGAUACAUGGAUAAUAUUUACAAAAUUUGUAAUAAUGAAUAUAGACUUUUAUCAAUAUACAACAUUAAUUGAAAAUGAUAUUAAUAAAUUAUUUAAUAAUAAAUAUGAUAUUAUAAGAAAAUUAGAUUAUGGUCAACAAUGUGUUAUAAAAAUUUGUAAACAAACAAAAUAUUUAUCAUUAUAUUUAAAUGAAAUUAAAAUAAUGAAAGAAUUAAAUAUUUCAAAUAGAUUUAAUUUGUUCUUUGAAAAUAUUAUAGAUUCAUCACCAACAGGUAAUAUUAGUUUUUAA